This is a messenger RNA of Chlamydomonas reinhardtii, 5476 nucleotides long. RefSeq lists its product as uncharacterized. Bases 37 to 4545 code for a protein of 1502 amino acids. The transcript has a single exon. Lineage: Eukaryota; Viridiplantae; Chlorophyta; Chlorophyceae; Chlamydomonadales; Chlamydomonadaceae. The record is from RefSeq and is a predicted model, not a curated record. Gene Ontology annotation, molecular function: kinase activity.
CUGUACUCGAUAUGCCCGUAUGGCGGGUAGCACACAAUGAGCCAGCUUCAAGACUUUAAAGCAGCUCUCGACGGCAUUGCCGCCGGAGGCUGGAAUAAGCGGCAAGAUAACAUUGCAGUUGACAUCAGGAAGCUGCUCAAAGGAGCUACGGUAGCCGAGAUAGAGGCGCAAUGCCCAGGUUUCUGGAGCUCAGCGCUGGCCGCCCACGCGCAAGCUUCACGGGCCCUGGCUGCCUGUCUCGAUGUCCCACAAUUUUGUGACCUGUGUGAUGUGUUUCAAGUGGCACGCCUUGAGCACUUGAAAGGUGUACCCGCCAGCGACCCGGCACUAUCGUGCCUGGCGCUCGCACUCCUGCGGGGCGACACCUUCAGCGUGUACGCCCAGGGUCUGUCUCGCGUGCGGGCGUUCGUAACAGCAGCCACAGACGCGGCUUCCGGGGAGCUGGGCGGUCUCCAGUGCGCUGAUGAAGGGCCGCGCAGCGGCCCCUCAACGGCCUCGGCUGGCGCCGCCGCAGCCUCCCGCAUUGACGCAACAGCGCCCAACAGCGCAAGCGACGGCGCGCAACGCAGCCUCGCUUAUCUCACGAUGAAGCUCCAACUGCUUGUGCUGGCGAGCCAUCGGCUUGUAGAUGCGGCCGUUAUGCUGCUCGGCAUUUGCGCCCGCCUCAAUCACGUCGAGGCAGUGCGACAUGAGGCGCUCGAGGCGCUGGCAAGGAGCUCUAUGCUGGAGCACGUGGCGGCGGCGCUGCUGAGCCUGGACCAAGCUCUGGCGACCCAGAUGGCCGUUCUGAGGUCUGCAGCGGGUGCUAGCGUCGCGGCAGGGGGGCACGCAGCCGCAGCGGCAGCUGGGUUGGCGGCGCCGGCAGCUGCGGCGGUGGUGGCUGGGUUGAGCUUGGAUGCUCUAAAUGCAUGCCGCGGCUUGAAGGGAUUCAUGCAGGAGACAUACAGAAUGCUCUAUGUCUCGCUGGAUAUGCACAGCAUGCGCUGCGACUGGCCGCCGCCCGAGUCCCCCCAUUGGUCGCAACAGCCACGGUUGCUGCAGCCGCUGCCAGCAGGCGCUGGCGACGCUCCAGAGCCCGCGCCGCCCCCAGCAACAGCGCCUGCAACCGCUUCGCUUGCCCAAAGAGCCGUGCUCGCGCCUGCAGGGACGACUCAGCGGCGGCGCCAGCAGCUGCUGAUGCGAAUCUUCAGCGCCCCGUCAUUCCAGCUUUUGGCGCUCCUGCAUCUGGAUGUGCCGCUAGCCUGGGAGCGGGGGCUUGGGAAGCGGCCCGGAGACGAAGCACAGCUGCAGGGGGAACAGCAACGUAGCCAGCAGAGCUUCAUAGGGGCGGCCGCGGCUCACCCAGGGUCGGCAGCCGCUACCGGCAGCCCAGACCACAGCGAGAGGGGUGCUUGCAGCUGCGGGGUCCCGUGGCUGCGAGGUGGGGCGCUGCCGGCGUGGGGCCCUGCGGCGGAGCUUGACUUCACGGAUGCCGCCAGCUCGGUUGAGGGAAUUUGCUUCAUCCUCGAAGCGGCGGCCACCGUCGUGGCACUCAGCGCUGCUGCGUCUGCUGCUGUGGGCCCGCACAGCCGCGCUGCUACGGACUCAGACGCAGGCGCAGCCGCGGGCGCAGCUGGUGGAACGGCGAGUCAGCUGCCGCCGCCGCUGCCACUUGUCAACUGGUACGACGCACUUCAGGCAGGUCUGCGAGCCGCACGACCGGCGGUGUUAGCCUAUGUGGCCGAUGCGGCGGGCUCGCCCCAGCGCAUGCUCUCUGUCCGGAGGCAGUGGUGGGCGGGAAUGGACGCAGCUGUGCGGCUGUUUGUGCUGCUGCGGCGGCGGCAGGCGGCUGCACGGCUGCCGGCGCUGUGGCAGCAAUUAGUUGCCAUGCUGCCGGCGCUUCCAAUGUCUUCGUACCAGCGUCAGUCAUUCCGCCCGGACACAUUUCACUGCCUAGCUGACGUGUUGGCGUCUCCAGCUCUAGCAGCGGCGCCAGGCCCUCAAGUGCAGCGACGGCAGCAACAGCUGCAGCAGCAGCUUCCGCCCAGCCCCUCGACAUCUGGGUCAGCUGCAGAGGACGGCAGCAGCACCCGGGGCACCGGAGGCGGUUGCAGCUACAGCCUGCGCUGCGCGCUGGACGCGGGGCUGCUGCCGGCGCUGGAGCAGCUGCUGCGGCGGGCGGUCGCGGGGCUGCCGGCGGUGCAGCAGCCGCCCCCAGUCGAUGCCACGGCGCGGGUCUGUGCCCAAGAACAGGCACAGGCCGCCUGUGUGGUCCUGGGGUUACUCCUGUGUGAGUCCGGUGUGUGGUCCGAGGUGCUUGCGCACGGGUCUGCUGCAGAGGUGGUGCCGCUGGUGGCGACGCUCUCGCGUGUGGCUGCCGUUGUCACCGACGCGGCGGCGGCCGCGGCGCAGACGACGAAGGAUGUGGGGGCAUUGCGGAGCAAGCCGGAGCAGCGGCUAGCUCUGUCGGUGUGCCUCAAUCUCGCAGCCCUGCUGGAGCAGCAGCAGGCGCAGGCAGCAGCUGGCGGGCCCUCGCGCUUGCUCCUGCAGUCGCAAUUUGACGUGCACUCGGAUGGCCUUGCGCUGAGCCGCUGGGUGUGCCGCAACCUGGGUGGCGACAGGGACCGCGGCGCGGCCGCAGUGGCGGGCGCUGCUGCUGGCCCUGAGCCCGCAGGGGCGGCGGGCGCCGCUGGGCCCGCGUGUGCAUCGACCGCAGCAGUGCCGUCGCCGCCGCACCCGCAGCGCCUGCUGCUGGCGGACUGGGCGGCGUUGCAGUGGCUGCCGGUGCUGCUGCGCGCGUCGGCCGUUGACCUGAUGGCGAGUGGCAUGUUUGACACGGCUCUCCCGGAGCCGCUGGACACGGGCCGCUCGGGCGCGCUGCUGGUGAGCCGCCUGGCCCGCAGCCUGGUGCAGCUGUGCCGCCACUACUUGGCGGCCGUGUGGCGAUUCAGCCGCGGAGAGCGCGUCAUGGGCGGCCACCCGUACCCCAGCUCGAUGCAUGUCGCGGAGCAGGACAUCGAGGUGCGAGCGAUACGGAAGGCCGAGGUGGAAGUAGCAUGUAGGCCGCUCGAGCAGAAGGUGGCGCAGCUGCGGGAGCGGUCGCGGCGUGUUCAGGUGGAGGCAGAGGCACAGUUGGCAAGGAUAAACCCGAGGGCGGCGGCGGAGAUGGCGGCGACGAGGAGCCUGGUGGUGGAAAAUGAGGCGUUGCGCGCUGAGACGGAUGCGCUGCAGGAGCAAUUGGCUCGGGCUCGUGCGACGGCGGCACAGGCGUGCGCGCGGGGAGGCGUGCCGGACUACGGCGACGGCCUGGUGUGGCACCUGGCCCUCGGCGACCCCGGCAAUGCCCUUGGUGUUGUCGGACUGGAGGCAGCGACCCUGUGCGCCACCCAGCACUUCGUGGCGGCGGUGCAGCGGCUGAAAUCCGCGGCAGCGGUGGGUGGCGUACUGGCGGCGGCAGCAGCAGUGGCGGGUGGCGCAGCUGCAGAAGCAGCAGCAGCGACAGCGGAAGCGGAAGCGGCAGGCUCGGCGGCUGCAGUGGCUGCUGGAGGUACCGCAGACGAGGCCGGUGGGGGCGGCGGUGCAAGUGGUGUGAUGCAUGAGCGAGCUGCGCGUCGCGGCGGGGACACCGAAGCCACGGCAGACGCAGCGGCGCUCGCCUCAGCGGUGAUGGAUUUGGCGGAGGUGGCCGCUGUGCGCGUCUGGUUUCAGCGCACCGUGAUCGACAGGGAAGACCAGGAUGUAGACCUCCAUGUGAACCUUGGGAUCGCUGUCGGCAUCAGCGGCGACAAGCUGCUGAAGUGGCUGCAGAGGUUUGGCUUACGCCGGCGGCCGCGGCUGGAGGCGGUUCUGUGGGCGCCGUACCGGAAGGAGCAGGAGGCGGCAGGGGCCGCCGCAACAGCAACAGCAACAGCAACAGCAACGGCGGCAGGCGGGUCGGCGAGCCCAGGGGCGAAAGCCCAGCAGCGGCGGGGCGGCCGGCAGUCGGCAGCUACAGCGGCGGAUGAGCAAGCGCGGCUGGCACGGCAGGCGGCGCGGGAGACCGCCGUGCUGGCGUUGUUGGACGAGCUGGCUGACCGGUACGGGCUGGCGGACCUGUUGCCGGAUCCCGCGUUGAACGACACGGAUCCUGCUUGUGCUCUGGUGAGGGACCCUGCAAUGCUAGGACAGCGGCUGCUGCGCGGGAGUGCCCCCGUGCGAGCGGACACAGCGGGCGCGGCAGCAGAGGCAGGGGCGGCGGCUGGGGCGUCAGGCUCAGAGGGCGGAGCCGGGGUCAGCACCAGCAGCACCACCAGCAGCGGUGGUGAUGGUGGCGGGGACAAGCCUUCUGCACCGACUGUGCCCGGGCAUGUGUCGGGCGUGGGGCUGUGCUGCAACCCGGCCUGCCGCAACCUGGACGGCCCCAGCGCGCUUCUGCCGCCGGGCGCCGGCAAGGUGUGCGCGCGCUGCAAGGCGGUGCGGUACUGCUGCGGCGCCUGCCAGCUGGAGCACUGGCGACAGCGGGGAGGCCACAGCGAGGACUGCGCGGGCAUGAAGGCAAAGCAGCAGGCGGCCAGUGCCGGCAAGUAGCGCAAAGUCAAGGCGCCCGUCAUAGGACGCAGGGUGUCAGGAGAUAACGUAAUAAGAGAGCUCAUGAGCAGAGGAGCUGGUGCGGACUUCUGAGUAUCAGCGUUGAUAGAGUUUGUGUGACGCAUAUGACAGUGUACCAAGUAUACUGUGAGUGUAUUACGCUGAGAGCCGUAGCCCUGACAAGUGGACAAAGCUUUUGCGGAUUGUGCAAGCGCGGUUGGUUGUAGUGACAGGCAUGUUAUACGUUUUUUGGCAUCGAAGGGAGUGUCAGGAGAGGAGGUCACAGCACAACUGAUCCAGGAGCCGAUGGGCUGGCGUGGACUCCUGCACUAUCAGCGGUGGUAGCGGGUUUGAUGUUGGGUUGCGCACCGGGUGUUGGAAUUUGCGUGAAGGUUGCUGCGUUGUGUUCCCGUACGCACUCUGGGAUUUCCUAGAUCGUGCACUGCUCCUCACUCAAGGGCAUGUCGUGGUCUACGGUGUUGAAGUAACUGUGACAUACGUGGCUGCCGCGAAUGCACCUGCCAGGAAAUGCAGCCAACUGCGGACGGGGCGGCGGGAGGAUGCAGUUUUUGCAUCGUGGUAUUUGUAGUAAGUGACAAGCACAGCUGGCCGAGGGGCCGGGCUGGUGGAUAGAGGUGGAGGCUACGUGAUAAGAGGCUAACGGAGUAGAGGCCUGAGUAGAGGCUAGUGGCACAGGGGCAUGUGGAAUCGACGCUAGAACAGCUAGAAUGGACUAGAGGCUGUUAGGGGUGUGCGAUGGGACAGUGUCAAGACAGGUUGGUGAAGUCCCGCAGGGUGCAGCUGAUUCCCAGACCCCAAGAGAUGGCAAACAAUUUGCAAGGGCAGGGCAGGAGUGCGCGGCUGGUCGAACGCCUGAGUUACUGUACUGAAAAGUUGCUGGCUGGCUGGAAGUUUGCUGACGCGCAUUCCU